Molecule: messenger RNA, 888 nt
Organism: Elephantulus edwardii (Cape elephant shrew)
Lineage: Eukaryota; Metazoa; Chordata; Mammalia; Macroscelidea; Macroscelididae
Gene: AQP9
Product: aquaporin 9
Exons: 6
Coding region: 1-888 (295 amino acids)
Biological process (GO): glycerol transmembrane transport; water transport
Cellular component (GO): basolateral plasma membrane; plasma membrane
Molecular function (GO): urea transmembrane transporter activity; glycerol channel activity; water channel activity
Source: RefSeq, a predicted model, not a curated record
AUGCAGCCUCAGAAGGGACAGAAGAGGAAGAGCCUCAAGCAGAAACUCACCUUAAAGAGCAGCCUUGCUAAGGAAAGUCUCUCGGAGUUCUUGGGCACAUUUGUAAUGGUGGUCCUUGGAUGUGGCUCUGUUGCUCAGGCUGUCCUCAGUCGAGGGCAUUUUGGAGGGAUUGUCACAAUAAAUCUUGGAUUUGCAAUGGCUGUGACAAUGGCCAUUUAUGUGAGUGGUGGUGUCUCUGGUGGCCACAUUAACCCUGCUGUGUCUUUUGCAAUUUGUGUCUUUGGACGGAUGAAAUGGUUCAAAUUGCCUUUUUAUGUGGGAGCCCAAUUCUUGGGUGCCUUUGUGGGGGCUGCAACCCUCUUUGGCAUUUAUUAUGAUGGACUUAUGUCCUUUGCUGAUGGAAAACUGCUCACAGUGGGAGAAAAUGCAACAGCAUUCAUUUUUGCAACAUACCCAUCUCCAUAUCUGUCACCAGCAAAUGCAUUUGCAGACCAAGUACUGGCCACCACAUUCCUCCUCAUGAUGGUUUUUGCCAUUUUGGAUUCUAGAAACAUAGGAAUCCCCAAAGGUCUAGAGCCAAUUUCCAUUGGCCUCCUGAUUAUUGUCAUUUCUUGUUCUUUGGGACUGAACAGUGGCUGUGCCAUGAACCCAGCUCGAGACUUGGGUCCCAGACUCUUCACUUUUAUGGCAGGUUGGGGGUCUGAGGUCUUCACAGCUGGAAAUAACUUCUGGUGGAUCCCUGUAGUGGGCCCUAUGGUUGGUGCUGUCAUUGGAGGACUCAUCUACGUUCUUUUCAUUGAAAUCCAUCACCCAGACCCUGAUACAGAAUUCAAGGCAGCAUCCUUGGAGGAUAAAUCAGAGAAACAUGAACUUAGUGUUGUAAUGUAG